AUGUCCAUGAACUCCGGCCCGCCCCCGACCACGCAACGCAGCCAGACUGCCGACACGAGCUCGACGAUCAGCGACGGCAGUAUUGGCAACGGCGACCUAGCGAACGGCGGAGUGCUGUCGUCGUUCUUGUCGGGGCGGCACAGUAGCAACUCCGACAGCCUGUACAGCCUUGGCGAGCUGCGCGAGAAAAACGGUAUCGACAAGCUGCUGCCGCCACGGAUACGCUCGCGACGGAGACGCAAGAAGGAGCAGCGGGAAGCAGAAGAGGCGGCGAGGGGGAGGGCAGUUGCGGAGAGAAUGACGUUGGAGGAUAUGCCUAGGGAUAUUGAGGGGGAGAUGGAGGCGGGAUCAGCGAGGACGGACGACGUCGAGGGCGAUCGUGCCAGCCUGUUGAUCUUGGAGUCGGAAGAGUCACCCUUGGUUGCACCACCGCUCAAGUCGCACCCGUCACACAGCGGUUACUUAACGACCUCCUCACCUCUCAUUAAAUCCUCACACGUACCUAACAACGCUCCUCCUGCCCAACAAUCGAGCGCGACCACAUUUCCUACGAAAUCCCCUGCCGCCGUCCGCCUUUCACCCUCCACGACCGCCUCCACACCCGCCCUCACGACGGCGUCCCUACAAGCUCCCCACGAGUUGAAGCCGAAGCGGUCAGCUUCUCCAGUAGGCAGACUGAGAGAAGCAUUCACACCGCGACAGGCACCCAGCCCGAGCUCCAGCCCGGAGCGGAGAUCGAGGGGCUCGACACCAGUGCGCAAGGAAAAGCAGCCGACCUCCAUUAUAAACAGGCGGGGCAGCGUCGCAGCGAGGCUGGGUUCUAUCUUUCCCGACAGGCAAUCGCCGCAACAGUCGCCAGAGGUGCAAACGGUUCGGGCGUCUCCUGAGAGGCUAAAGACCCCCAAGGCCCCAUAUAUGAUAGAGACGAAUGGCCGACCAAGCACGCCUCCCACAACUAUAGAGAAUGCUGCGCCGGCUAUAGUCAAUACUCCUCCGACACCAACCGAGGCUGCCUCACCGCGCUUCUCGGGCUCGCCGAGCUCGACGAAUCCGAAUGUGGUGACGUCCCCGUCGGGGAACAUGAUAUCACACAGACACAUACGCUCGGGAUCAAUAACGAGCGGGAACAGUAUAGGGCCGAGCAAGUUGUCGAAUAUCACGUCAGCACCUCUCACGCCGACGCCGGAGAACGGAUCCGUAACCCCUGGGAACACCCAGCAGACCGGCUUCUUCUCUUCAGUCUUUUCGGCGGCGCAGAACGCAGCGAAUACCCUAACCAAUAGCAUAAACACAACCCUACCGGGACAACAGAGGGCAAGGAGUAACACACAAGAGACGGUUGUCACACUUAUGGAUGACGUUGAGGUGGAAUCUAUAGACGACAACAGGAUAAGAAGUGAUUCGGAGGCCAAGGAGCCGGCUGUGAAGACAUUGGGCAUGGGAGAUCUCAGUCUAAGCCAUCUCGGAAUUGUCGAAUCAACCAGUGCCUCGAAUACUCCUACAACAGCGAAGUUUAACGAUAACCAGUUAAACAGGGGCCGUGCUGCGAUGAUGGGGCCAGAGGACACCGCACGCUCUGGCGCUGCCAGUCCUGUCAUGACAGCGGAGAAGGUGGACCUACCACCGAUGAACGGCGAGGGACUGCAUACAAAGACAUGGCCUGUCUUUGAGCCCAGUGUUGCUGGUGACCACAGCCCACAGAACGGGAGCAUUUUCGAUGGAAGGACAGGCAUUGGCAGGAGCAAUAGCAUCCGCAGUGCCCUUCGGGAAUCCACACGCCGGAAACGUGGCAGCUCUGCAGCGACGGGGACGACCCUCGGAGCUGGACUGGCGACGGGAGCAGCAGCAACGCCGAAGGUGACUGGGUUCGCCGUGGCGAGCAAGAAGCGCAACCGCGAUUUCCACCAGCUGUUCCGUAGCGUCCCUGACGAUGACUACCUAAUUGAAGACUACAGCUGUGCUUUGCAGCGAGAGAUCCUCGCACACGGUCGUCUAUACGUCUCAGAGGGCCACCUCUGCUUCAACAGCAACAUCUUCGGAUGGGUGACAACCCUCGUGAUGAGCUUUGACGAGAUCGUCUCCGUCGAGAAGCGCAGCACAGCACUAGUCUUCAAGAACGGACUCAUGAUCUCCACACUGCACAGCAAGAACAUCUUCGCCUCCUUCACAAGUCGUGACUCCACCUACGACCUCAUCGUCGACAUCUGGAAGCUCGGCCACCCCAGCCUGCGCUCCUCGCUGAACGGGGUCCGCAUCGACGAGACCGGCGGCGGGGAUAAAACCGAAAAAGAAGACUGCGCGAGCGUGAGCGGUGGCUCUGGAUCCGAGUCUGAUAUGACCGAGGAUGGCGUUUACGACGAGGACGAUGAUGGUGAUGACGCACUCAGUUUCUCCGCGCGCUCUGGAAGCUUUGCGGCGUCUGAAGGGUCGCCCGAAAAGCCGGUACCUCGCAAGGCUUUCGCGGCCGCCGGCGGCUCCGCGGCCGAAAGGAAAGAGGGAAGUCCAGUUGGCUCAGAUGCGCCUGGCCCUGCGACGCAUGCACCGACGGAGUGUUCGGACCAAGACACGCACUACGACAAGAUUCUCGCCGACGAGGUGGUCCCCGCGCCGCUGGGCAAGGUCUACAACCUGAUGUUUGGCCCGGCGUCAGCGGCGUGGAUGUCGCGCUGGCUGACGGUGGAUCAGAAGUGCACAGAGCUGACAAUGGAAGAUAAGCGCGGGCUAGGUGGCGACACGAAGACGCGCACAUUCUCGUACAUCAAGCCUCUCAACGGCGCAAUCGGGCCGCGCCAGACGAAGUGCGUCAUCACCGAGACACUCGACGCGAUGGAUCUCGAGAAAGCGGUCAGCGUCACGGUGUCGACGCAGACGCCGGAUGUGCCGAGCGGGAACGUGUUUACCACCAAGACGAAGUACUGUCUUUCGUGGGCGGAGGGAGGCGGGACGAGGCUGCAGAUGAAUUGUACGAUUGAGUGGACCGGGAAGAGUUGGUUGCGAGGCCCCAUCGAAAAAGGCGCCAACGACGGCCAAACAACCUACGCGCGCGACAUCCUCGCCGCCCUCCGCACCGCGAUCUCUCACCCCACACGCACCACCGCCGCAGCCGGCGGACGCAAACGGAAGACCCGCAAAUCCACCACCAAGACCACGCCGUCCCCCUCUCGCUCCCCCAAACCCACAGCCAAGAAAGCAGACUGGGGCGUCCUGGAGCCUCUCCACGGCAUCCUGGGGCCGGUGGCGGAUGUCUUCGGCUCGAUGGGGAGCGCGAAUAUGGUGUAUGGCCUCCUGGUGGGGCUGUUGGUCGCGGCAUGGUUUGGGUUUGGCGAGCGCAGGGGAGGUGGGGGGAUGGAGAGGUGGGGGGGCGCGGAGAGGAUGGUGGCGUAUGACGAGGUGUGGAGGAGGGAGGAGAGUGAGCUUUGGGAGUGGCUUGAGGAGAGGGUUGGGAAGGGGGGUGGGGCGCCGGUGGUGGAGAGGGAGGCGCCGCCGCUGGACGGGGGGAGGGAGAUGGAUGUUGCGAUUAGGGUUACGGAGGAGAAGUUGAGGGCGUUGAAGGGGGCGGUGGAGAAGAGGAAGAGGGUUUGAGGGUUGGAUGUGAUUUGGGCGGGGGUGGAUAACUACAUUAACGAGACUUGUAUUUUAGCGUGCGUGAUUGUUGUGGGAAGAGCGGGGUGGGAAUGUCAAAAUAUGUACGGCCUGAAAUAUGCACAGUCUGUUGAUGGUGAUGUAGAGAUAAGACUCGUAGGAUUCAACCACGGGUUCUGGAGAUGAUUUCUAGGCUUUAGUGAUUGUUUGGAGUGCGCCGUUGUAUUAUAUUAGACUUGGCUUUAUAGGCAGGACGAGUAAAUCCCAGUGUUGCACGAGUACUACUCAGAGUACUACUCAGAUAUCUUCGAGUAGAGUACUGUUUUUGGGCUCGAGUAGAGUAGUACUCGAGUACUACGAGUACUACUCGAGUAUAAAAAUGAAAACAUGAUUGAUAGCUA
Molecule: messenger RNA, 3983 nt
Organism: Pseudogymnoascus destructans
Lineage: Eukaryota; Fungi; Ascomycota; Leotiomycetes; Thelebolales; Thelebolaceae
Exons: 3
Coding region: 1-3582 (1193 amino acids)
Biological process (GO): intracellular sterol transport
Cellular component (GO): endoplasmic reticulum membrane; mitochondrion; endoplasmic reticulum-plasma membrane contact site
Molecular function (GO): sterol binding; sterol transfer activity
Source: RefSeq, a predicted model, not a curated record